GCCCGCCCGCUCGUAAGCGCCCAUCUUCAUGGAGUGAGCGGUCGUGGCGUCUGUUUCUUUUUUUCGGCCCGCACUUAUUUCUUGUUUUUUUGAAAGGGAUAAUUCUUGAUGUCCGCCUGAGACGUCAUUAAAAUGUCUGAAAAUGUCCGCCGCUGUCAGCUGCAGGCACUGACGAGUAGCAAUAUAGUAUAAAAUAGUAUUUUGAGAAAAAUAUUUAAAAAAAAAUUGACCUCGCGUGUAAAUCAGAAAUCGGGAACUUACAGCGGGCCAAGGCAGAAAAAAAAAGGAGAAAGUGAAAAAUGGGUGCAUUUUUGGAUAAACCAAAAACAGAGAAACAUAAUGCACAUGGUGCAGGGAAUGACUUGCGUUAUGGCCUUAGCAGCAUGCAGGGUUGGAGAGUGGAGAUGGAAGAUGCUCACACAGCUAUUGUUGGCAUUCCUCAAGGCUUGGACACAUGGUCCUUCUUCGCAGUGUAUGAUGGUCAUGCAGGCUCUCGUGUGGCAAACUACUGCUCAAAGCACUUACUUGAACACAUAACAAGUAAUGAAGACUUCAGAGGCACAAAUGUGCCUGGGUAUCCCAUUGAACCUACCAUAGAACAUGUCAAGAGUGGUAUCAGAACUGGAUUUUUGAAAAUUGAUGAGUACAUGCGUAAUUUUUCAGAGCUGAGAAAUGGCAUGGACAGGAGUGGGUCAACAGCUGUAGCAGUCAUGAUCUCCCCAGAGCACACAUACUUUAUCAACUGUGGCGAUUCAAGAGCUGUUCUGUACAGAAAUGCACAACUUUGCUUUUCAACACAGGAUCAUAAGCCUUGCAACCCAAGGGAGAAAGAGCGAAUCCAGAAUGCAGGGGGCAGUGUAAUGAUACAGCGAGUUAAUGGAUCACUAGCUGUGUCACGAGCACUGGGGGACUAUGAUUACAAGUGUGUCGAUGGGAAGGGGCCUACAGAGCAACUGGUGUCUCCAGAGCCUGAAGUGUAUGAGAUUCUUAGAGCAGAAGAAGAUGAGUUUAUUAUACUGGCAUGUGAUGGCAUUUGGGAUGUGAUGUCCAAUGAGGAGCUCUGUGAGUUCGCUAGAUCUAGACUAGAGAUAACGGAUGACCUUGAAAAAGUCUGCAACUGGGUGGUGGACACCUGCUUACACAAGGGAAGUAGAGACAACAUGAGCAUUGUACUGGUCUGCUUCCCUAAUGCUCCCAAGGUUUCAGAAGAGGCAGUGAGAAAAGAUGCUGAACUGGAUAAAUACCUGGAGUCGCGUGUUGAAGAAAUAAUGCUGAAGCCCAGUGAAGAAGGAAUGCCUGAUUUGGUUCACGUGAUGCGUACCCUCUCCAUGGAGAACAUCCCUAAUCUACCCCCAGGAGGAGGCCUUGCAAGCAAGCGCAGUGUGAUCGAAGCUGUUUAUAGUAGACUGAAUCCGCACAGGGAUGAUGAUGGGAACAGAAUGCACAGAACCGGCCAUCUUAUUCAGAAGCUGUUGCAAGAAUUGGGAAUUCCAUAAUGGCGCAGUAGGUUCCGCAGAUCUUGAAGACCCCUGGUAGUUAAAUAGGCUAAAAUCGCUAAGAAUUUCCUGGUUUGAAAUAUGGAAGAAACCUUCGUUCACACACCUUUUAUUUACUACAAGGGAAAUUAAAAAUCCAAAGGAUCUUCUUUUAAAGUCAUUUUGUCAGAAGGGCAGGAGGAACUUAAUUGUUAGAAUUAUACACCAUUUGUUCAUUUUUUUGCAUAUUCUAAUAUUGCCACUCUUGCGCAUCUUCCUGUAAAACAGUAUUUUGUUGACUGCCUCAGACUUACUAAUUGCAUCUGUACCCAACUUGUUGCCUGAAGGAUUGGUGAUUCUAUUAGCAGAUGUAAUAAAGUACCUGAGGUGCAUGGAUUUCUAGUUUCAUUUGGAAGAUGCACUAAGUACUGUUAAUUUAAAUCUAACUCACCGGACAUGAGCAUGUACAAAUUGCUGUAUAAGGCAUUACUUGAUAGCAAGGUUCAAGGUUGAGAGCUUCUGCACCUAUCUCAGGCCCAGAGGGAACAUGCAGUGAGCAGAAUGCUGUAGAAAUUUAUUUUGUGUAAUUCUUCACAUCAAUUUCUGCUGUACUACCAAAUACUCAGUUUUCUCUGCUGUCAGAUAUGCAGUAUAUGUUGUCUACUGCUUGCUUGAAGAUAACAUUGCAUUUGGCAAUAAAUAUAGCAAAUGUAUGGUAAAGUUCCCUUAUGAUUUUAAAGCAUGUGUAGAUUAUAAGCUCUUGCUAAGCAGAACCUUUGGACAAAAAUGAAUAGAUUAAUUUAUGCUUCUAUGUCAAUUGCCAUUUGCUUCAGACAUCCCACUCAUUAUUGCAGAAGUUGAAAAUAUCGCUAUAAAAUUUGCCUUUCUCACAUGAUAUUGUAAAUUGUGAUUUUUGUUCUACAUGUGGUUUUCUAUUAGUAUCAUUGAUUUGCAGCAGAAAUAAAGAGAAGACAGCCUUGUGUAAACUGGGGUAUAGUUUUGCAAGAGAAUUGUUUGCAUUAACAAUUUCAAAACUAGAGAUCACAUAGAUUUAUAAAUGCAAUUUAAAAUAUUAUAUUGUGAAUUUAAGCUUUACAAAAUAUGUUUCUUAAUUUUGUUCAGUGAUUUUUUUCUUUCAUUCAUUGUGGAAUGGGCAUGGUACAGAGUGGCUGUCUUUUAAGGUACUUGAAGAUUCUUAGUUUGAUUUGUAUUUCUGCAAUAACAUGAUUUUACUGAGUAAGUUUGAGUUGUGCAUGUACUAAAGUUCAGUUUAAGCUAAUGGUUGAGGGAAAGGGGAUUUGAGCAGCAUUGAGGGCAGAAAAAGCAAUGAAUGUAUCCACUUGUACACAAUACACUUCCUAUGGAUGCCUUGUAAGAGUUAAAUGAUGCAGCUUGUCUGUUAAUGGUGUAUUGUUGAGAAUGUUCAUUGCCCUUAUACGUGAUUGAUACAUACUAAUGAGUGAUGCUGAUUGAAUUUGUAUAAAAUUGAAUUCAUUUGUAUUUCUCUAACUUUGUUUUUUUCCCCUCAUUUAAGUCCUUAUGCUGGAAAGCUGCCUAUUACCAUACACCCUUGAGCACUGGUACCUACAACCAGCUUCCCCAAUCGUUUGGUUCAUUGUGUAGGUAUGAAUCUUGGCCUAGAGAGUAUGAUUAUUGCCAGUGUUUUUAUUUAUUCACUAGAUUUUAGCUACAACAAUGAAAAUGUCCUGAAGAAGAUGAUGUUAACAGGUGUUUUGACCCUUUGUUGAGAUUAUGGGGUUGUUUUAGGAUAGGGGAUGAAGAGUGCACAAGUGGUUUCUUAUUGUCCACAGACUGUCCACUCUGGUCCUUCCCUGUACUGACUAUAGUAUAUUCCCUGUAUGAUAUUUGUGAUGUUUCAUACAAUACAGUGAUCAUAACCACCUUGUUAUCUUCAAUAAAGGAUUGCUAAAUGCA
This is a messenger RNA of Carcharodon carcharias (great white shark), 3410 nucleotides long. RefSeq names its product protein phosphatase, Mg2+/Mn2+ dependent, 1Ba (gene ppm1ba). NCBI's taxonomy places the organism in Eukaryota, Metazoa, Chordata, Chondrichthyes, Lamniformes, Lamnidae. The transcript has 7 exons. Gene Ontology annotation, cellular component: nucleus; cytosol. Gene Ontology annotation, molecular function: protein serine/threonine phosphatase activity; magnesium ion binding; manganese ion binding. Gene Ontology annotation, biological process: protein dephosphorylation; negative regulation of canonical NF-kappaB signal transduction; positive regulation of canonical NF-kappaB signal transduction. The coding region runs from base 300 to 1496 and encodes 398 amino acids. The record is from RefSeq and is a predicted model, not a curated record.